GAAGUUGGCUGGCUCUCAAGGCAGAGUCUCUUCUCAAAGGCUGUUUCACAGUGAAAAUAUGCUCAGUGCAGCCGAGUGCAUGAAUGAAAAAGCCUCCGGUACCUUCUAGUCUGGCAAAAUGCAGCACAAAACUCAACUUACUCUGUCCUUUCUACUGUCCCAGGUUCUGCUGCUUACGUUUGCAGAAGAUUUAGAAUGUGUCCCUGGAUUCCAGCAAAAGGUUUUUCAUAUUGAACAGCCAUCUGAAUUCACAGAAGAUCAACCAAUUCUGAACUUGGCGUUUGAUGACUGCAAGGGAAAUGACAAAUUGAACUUCAAAGUUUCUAACCCAGACUUCAAGGUGGAACCUGAUGGGUCUUUAGUGGCUCGGAAAAAUGUAACAGAAGCUGGUCGAGCAUUGUUCAUCCACGCACGGUCUUCUCAGACUGAAGAUAUGGCAGAAAUUGUGAUUCUUGGAGGGAAGGAGAAGCACGGCUCUUUAAAGGAAAUCUUUAAAAUUGAAGGCAACCUUGGAAUUCUAAGGCAAAAGAGAGCUAUUUUGCUGUCUCCAAUAUUAAUUCCAGAAAAUCAGAGGCCACCAUUCCCCAGGGUUGUUGGCAAGGUUAUCAACAGCGAUAGACCGGAGGGAUCAAAGUUUCGAAUCUCUGGGAAGGGAGUUGAUCAAGACCCAAAAGGAGCUUUCAAAAUUAAUGAGAACACUGGGGAAGUCUUAGUGACACGGGGCCUUGAUAGAGAAGCAAUUGCCAAUUACGAACUGCAAGUUGAGAUCAUGGACGCAACCGGGAAAAGUAUCGAAACCCCUGUCCCUCUGGAUAUCAUAAUCAUCGAUCAGAAUGACAACAGGCCCAUCUUCAGGGAAGGACCGUACAUUGGACAUGUCAUGGAAGGAUCACCUACAGGAACUAUCGUCAUGCGCAUGACAGCCUUCGAUGCUGAUGACCCUUCCACAGAUAAUGCUCUGUUGAGGUAUAAUAUCCUUAAACAGACCCCUGACAAGCCUUCUCCAAACAUGUUCUACAUUGAUCCAGAGAAAGGAGACAUUGUGACGGUGGUUUCACCUACAUUGCUGGACCGUGAGACUAUGGACAGUACAAAGUAUGAGCUGAUUAUAGAAGCUAAGGACAUGGCUGGUCUUGAUGUGGGAUUAACCGGCACAGCGACUGCUACCAUUCUUAUUGAUGACAAAAAUGAUUACGCCCCCGAAUUCACCAAGAAAGAGUUCCAAGCUACGGUAAAGGAAGGUGUUACAGGAGUGAUUGUGAAUGUAACUGUUCAGGAUGAGGAUGAUCCAGCAACAGGGGCCUGGAGAGCUGUUUAUACCAUUAUCAAUGGAAACCCAGGGCAGAGUUUUGAAAUCCAUACCAAUCCACAGACUAAUGAGGGAAUGCUCUCUGUUGUCAAACCUUUAGACUAUGAGAUCUCAGCAUUUCACACGCUGCUGAUCAAAGUAGAAAAUGAAGACCCACUCGUUCCAGACAUAGCCUAUGGCCCCAGUUCCACAGCUACAGUUCAGAUCACUGUUGAAGACGUAAAUGAAGGCCCCGUUUUCCACCCAAACCCAAUGACAGUGACCAAACAAGAAAACAUCCCCAUUGGCAGCGUUGUACUAACAGUGAACGCCACAGAUCCAGAUACCUUGCAGCAUCAAACUAUUAGGUAUUCUGUUUACAAGGAUCCAGCAGGUUGGCUGGAAAUUAACCCUACAAAUGGUACCAUUGGCACCACUGCCAUCCUGGAUCGUGAAUCAUCAUAUGUCACAAACAACAUCUAUACUGCAGAGUUUCUGGCAAUAGACAGCGGCAACCCUCCUGCGACUGGUACAGGGACUCUGCAGAUUACCCUGGAAGAUGUCAAUGACAAUGCCCCGUACAUUAAGCCAACUCUGGCAAAAGUCUGUGAUGAUGCAAAGGAUCUCAGGGUAGUGGUUUUGGAAGCAAAAGAUGAUGACCUGCACCCUAAUACAGAUCCAUUCAAAUUUGAACUGAGCAAACAGGCUGUCCCAGAUAAAGUGUGGAAAAUCACCAAGAUUAACAACACUCAUGCCCAGGUCAGCCUGCUUCAAAACCUGAAAAAGGCCAAUUACAACAUCCCCAUCUUGGUGACAGAUUCUGGAAAACCACCUCUGACUAAUAAUACAGAACUGAAAGUACAAGUGUGUUCCUGCAAGAAAUCCAAAAUGGACUGCAGUGCAGCCGAUGCCCUUCACAUCAGCAUGACCCUAAUCCUCUUUUCAAUCUUCAGUUUAUUUUGUCUGUAAGAACUCCUGACAUUUGAAGCUGUCCUACCGAGUUGCCGUGGCAACAAGAAAAGGAAAGCGUCAGAUCCGAAGAUUGCAGUUUACAGUUACUGUUCUUCACUACUAGGCCUCAGUUGCUCCAGAUUCAGUUUAAUUUGCCACCUCACUUAGUCUGCCCGACUGUACGUCAGUGUUUGACAGCCUCUGCCCUUACAUUCGUUUAUUAAUGGAUUCCUCUUGCGAGAUGCAAGGUUUAUGAGAAUUUUCACUGAAUGUUAAAAGACCAUAAUAUCUAAACUUGACCUUCUCGGAGCAGAAUACCGAAUGACUCCAUUUUUUUUCUAUCUGUUGACUUGUUGCUAUUCAGCUGUUCAAAAAAUAUUUUGUCUGUGGGUUAGUAUUUGUAUAUGUAUGAGUGUAUGUAUAUAUAUAUAUUUAUAGAGAGAGAGAAGAGAUAUACAAUAGGUUUAGCUUUUAUAUGACAUCCAUCUGAAGUUUUAAGAGGGCAAGGAUAGAGCAACGCAGGCACAGAUGAGUGAUGCUAACCAUCCUGUUCUAGCUAAACCCAUUGAAUGUGCUGUUUAUACAAUGGUGCGACAAAAAGGAGAGAACCUACUGCAACUGUAUUGUUAAAAGAGCCCGCUUGAGUGGCACCAAAUAAAGUCUAUCGAGCGCUCCACAAUGUCACUUCUUGUACUUCAGGUUCUGCAAAGAAGAGGUGCAGAUUCCCAUGUCUGCAUUUCUGAUGGAGAUUUCUUUCCUUUAGCCCCAGGUGGAACUGAUGAUACAACCCCAGCAUCUCUUCCCUCCGGGCCCCAGUGGCAACAGGGCUGGAAGAUCAGGGAGGCUCUCACUGAUAAGAGCAUAAAGCAGUCAGCUGGUGCUAACCUAUUAUGGGUCAAAGAAUAUCAGGGCACUGAUUGUAGAGGAGCCUUAAACCAGGCAUUUUCUACUCCUGUAGAUAAAUACUUGAUGGCCCAGUUGAGGAAAUGUAAAAAGCUCGUGCCAGCGCUGCGGGGGCAAUCAGGCCGGUAGAUGUCUACAUGUCAGAAGGACUGAGCAUAACGAGUAAUGGCAUUGCUCAGAAGCCCUGAUCCACCCUCUUCCAGCUCCCCGACCACAGAGGUCCGUUCUCUCUCAAACUCCAUGCAGCUCCCAGAGCGGAAAAUAGAUCCCUUAUCAUAUAAAUGUGUUCAUAUAUAUAGUUUGGUUUGAAUAUAUGUGUAUAUAUAUAUAUAAAAAAUAUAUAUAUAUACACACAUAUAUAUAUACACACAUACAUACACGUGUACACGCACACACACACCAUUUCCAAAUAAAAGUAACACGAGCAUUUCUUCGUGUGUGUGAAAUGAACCACGCUCAUUUGCAAACGUGGAAAAUCGAGGGCGUUCAUUAUAUAUGAAUAGGAAUCCUUUUUUUUUUUUUUUUUUUUUUAAUUCUGUGAGCAUGUAAGGUAAAAGAAAACUCCUAACUGUAUCAAGACAACCAUCCUGUUAAUAAAUUGUAAAUGAUCCAUCAGAGCUCACACCAAAUUUUUAUAAAAUUAACACACAAAAAAAGAAGAAAAAAAAAAGAAAAAAAAAGAAAAAAAUACUAGUGACAGACUGUGGCUUUUACUAGAGCUUGCCAGUAACUAGGGUAAAGUAAGUGUCUUAGAAUAUUUUAAUAAACUUGCUUAUUUAAAGUUUAAACAAACAACAAAAAAAGGCUUUCUUAUGCAAUAGAACUUUGCAGCUGCAUUCUUUAGUUAGCAUUUUUACAGUACCUAUGGGGCAUACUGUAUGUUGUCUUUACUACAGCAAAAUUAUAAGCAUACCUUCCACAUCAUGUAUAUGUUUCAGUAGUAAAGCUUUUUGGAAGCAUAAAAAAAAAUAAAAUAAAACCCAGCUCCAAACAUCCAUUUAGUUUCUCAUGAUGUCACACUAGAUAUUAAAUGUGUCUUGGUGGUUAAAAAAAAUUGCUGUAUAAUAGCUUUUUCUCUGACUUCCUGUAUUGUACCAAAUAUGACAAGAACCAGUUUUAGGGGUUUUUUGAUCUAAAAUGUUAAUAAUAACCGUGGCAGCAGUAAAGUUAGUGUGUGUUGUGGACUGUCCAAAUUUGGUAGGCCUCUUGAUAAGACAGAAUCUGCCUCCAUGCAAGAACCUAUUUUGCUUGCAGUCCUGACCCAAGGAGACCUCCCAUUGACCUUGCUCCUCUCACAGCGCACUUAGAUGUUUAAAUUACCCAAGUGGUACCUGGAGGUUAUUUGGAGUAUCUGCUGGCUAAGGACUUGGGAUCAGGCUGGUCGGCAGCUACAGGCAAUUAAGGAGGAAGUGCCUGAUCUCGAGUAUUACUCCUUCAUUAACAUGGGCAUGCUUUCAUUCCACAGCUUCUCUCCCUGCCACUGCAUUAGGCCAAUGCUGCUACUUUAUUGUCACAUACAAAACAAGCAUUAAUGCAAAGUCAAACUAACGAACAAAAAUUAAUGUUAUUUAUCAGUAGACGAUGUUUCCCUGUGGGGAACUACAUCCUGUGCCCUGGUUGCCCAAAAUCCAACCUGUAUGUGAUAAUGAUGGCACAGAAAAAAAUAUUCUUUUCUAAUGGCAUUCUCCCUGCCUUGCCAAAAGAGAGACUACAAGUGACUUCAAUGUGCUAGUGAGAAUCCCUGCUGCUUCUCCAGACCAAGGGUCUAACCACCCAUUUUGCAUCUUCUUAAUGAGACUCCAGAUCAGAAGUGAAAGACAUCCCGUCUGUCUGGAGUUCCCUCCUACUGGCUUGCUAUACAGUGAGAGAUCCUAUGCAAAUAAUAUUGUAGCCUUUCACCUAAAUGAGGGGUGGGUAUCAAUGCAGAUAUUUUCUCAGUGAAAGCUCAGGAUCACAGAGGCACCAAUGUUUUCACUCCCCAUUACACCUUUCUCAUUUUCACCACCUAAACUGAUGGUAUUUUUUGCAAACUGCUCGUCCAGGCUUUCAUAUUCACGUGCCUGUUGGGUUCAGCCCAGAUUAGACUCUGAACAUCAUAAACAGACCAAAAAAAAACCCCCAAAAGAGAUGAAGCGCUCAUGUUAAUGUUCCUCCCUCUCUUUCCCCCCACUUAUAAUGGGUUCUUGGAAGAGGCCCUUUCUUAAAUAUGUGACAUCUGACAGCCUUAUUUAAAGAGGUGCUCCAUUAGACUCUAUGGGACUGCUUAUAUGAAGAAGGCCCUUAAAAAAUGUCAUCUCCUGAAACCCAGGAAAUAAAGAAUUUGUAAGCAUUUCACAAUACCAUGUAAAAGCAGGAAAGAUUAAACAUUUAUACUUUUCUUUUUUUUUUAUGACAGAUUAAGUUUAAAAUGUGUUUAGACAUAGCAUGCUUAUUUUAUAUCCUAGCAGUUAUCAGUUAUUUUAACCUAUUUUAGUUGCUACAUUUAUUUCAGUCUAAGUGUGUAUGCUUAUAUAUAUAUAUAUAUAUAUAUAUAUAUAUAUAUAUAUAUAUAUGCAUACAAAUAUAUGUGUGUAUGUGUAUAUACAUACAUAUAGAAAAUUUUGUAUAUGCAACAUUUUUUCGCAUUUAGAAAGGCACUAAAUUGAAUCAUUUUCACUUUGACACACGCAGAAACCCACACCAAUACAAAUCAUUUCGUUUCAAGACCAGUAUUUUCUGGUACAACACAAAUCUAGUCAAACAGUUAUUAAGUUAAUCAAAGACUGGUGUUUAUUAGCAGGGUAAAUGUGUCAUAUUCAGUGUGCUUGCUAACUGAAGCACUGUCAGUACGCCUCGUGAGUGUGCUUGUAUUAUGCCUAUGUGCAUAUAUUAAUGUACAUUUUGUUCAGUAACUGCAAGUCUGAAAGAUUAAAACAAAAGGAGGAAAUCAGCUGAAUUUCUUAGUGGGUGUCAAGUAAGAUUUAGAUGACAGUGGAACAAUGUCUGGGUAAUAUGCCUGCUGAGCUAUAUUCUCAUCUCAUUUACACUGGUAUAAAUCAAGAGGAACUCUGUUAACUAGAGUUAUUCAGGGUUUAAACAGGCAUCAUUUAGAUGAGAAUCUGGCCCACUGUCUGAAGACGCUAUAACUUGGGAUGUUUUAUUUUAUUUCCCGAUGCUUUGAUCCCUCUGCCCUGAAUACUGAAGUAACGUAAUUUGCCACAGGACCAAGGGAAAUUAUCUAUUACUUUAGGUCUCUCUUAAACUUAGUGAAACCAACACUCUGGACUACCUCCAGUAAAUGAUUCACUUCCUUCACUGACCACUUUAAAGUAUCCCAAAGGUCCCCAGCAUAAUUUUGUUUAACCUUUAUUUAAAAUAGCCAUGCCUUGUAGUCAAAUAAUUUUUCCCGGUCUCUUGGGUAGUCAUUUAAGCUAGGGACUGCUAUAACCCAAACCUCAUUUAUUAAAUUACGGAUUUCCCAUCAGUUCACAGAUGACCUAGUUUAAAUGUUGUAUUUUAUUGCUAGAGAGACAUAAGUGAGUACUUAUGUGUUAGUUAUGCUUCUAACACUUUCUUUUACAUCACUUAUUUGCACCAAGACAACAUGGUGAUAGAGGUCUUCUCCCCUUUCUUGCUGCCAAAAAAACCUAGCCAUCUGAUCACACAGCGGAGUUUUGUGCACAGAUCUUCUCGUAUUGUUGUUGGUCUGGAAACCAAUUUUUUUUGAUGGAUUUUGUUUCAUUAAACAAAAUGAGCAAAGAUGAAUGACAACAAAAAAGUAUACCAGUAUAGGAACAACAGGUCUAAGGAACAAGACGUGAUUAUAACGUCCCUUUCCCAGAUCUGCAAAACCUGUAAUUGUCCAAGAAGCACAUUUCCCAAAGAUGCUUAAAAAAUGAUUUUCACCCAUUGAGCUCCCUGUGAUCUGUAAUCCUUGACGUUCCCAUGCAAAUACAUUCAGACGACAAAACGAUAUCCCGUGCCAAUACAGAUGACUAUUUUACUACGUACAACUUCUAGCCCAUUGCUGUUUCUAUUUUAGCUAGGAUGACAGCUAACUUUUUAAUGUCCAGAUGAAAGAAAUACACACACACACACACACACACACACACACACACAUUCUCAGUGAAAGUUACUAAUUGCACAAUUGCUAUGUGUGUGUAUAUAUGUAGAUAUAUAGAGAUAUACACAUACAUAUAGAUAGAUAGAGAUAUAUAUAUUGUAUAUGCAGAUGGAAAGAGAGACUAUACAGCAUGAGGACUUGGAAUAAGCAGCUAAAUUCUAUGAAUUAUGGAAGAAUACCCAGCUGAAGGCAGGUCACAGUUAUCUAUGGUCAAAACAAACUGGCAAAAAUAAAUGGCUUAUUCCCACCUCUUAUGUUAUAUUAAUGCUGCAGUUGGCUCUCUCUCUUUACUCUGAUUUAUACCAUUUGAAUAUAUGUGUAAUUAUUUACUGACUCAUUUUGUUUCCGUUGCCUAUGUAUCAGCAGGUCAGCAAAAGUGAAAGAGGGGAAUACAGAAAGAAACUUGCAUUUCUUUGAUGACAGCCAGAUGGUUAUAAGGAAGAGUUAUAGCCCUUGGCUCUAAGUUCUCCUCUGCAUCGAUAAGCGAUUGCAUUUGAUCUGAGGCUAAAUGAAUGUAGUCUAAAGAUGGAGCGUGUGUAUGCGUGCACUCUGCCCGGGAAGUGAGACUGUAAUAUGAAAGUGUGGAUGGCGGAUGGUGAUGGUGAAUUCAAUGCAGACGUGCUGUUUUGUUAUUAAACUUUCACAUUAAAUCUUCCUGUUUAAAAAACAAAAACAAAAUCAGAUUUGCCCCACAAUGAACUCUGUCUCCUCAAAUCAUCACCAGGAUUUUUUAAGAUUACUUUUUUCUUUUUGUAAAAGUUUAAGCAAGAGGGGAAAAAAGUUUAUUUUUUUUAUCAUUAUUAUUUUGUUGGUUUCAUUUCCAAGGUAUUUUGUUCAGCUACUUUUUCAAUUAAUUGUUCCUUUGGGCCCUAGUUGCUGAAUUGCUUGCUGUUUCUGAGGUGUAAAUAAACGUUUUGAUUUAUGAUGUGGUUGCAAAGAAACUUGUAAUUUAUUUGUGAAAUGCUCAAAUAAAGGAUGUCUGGGCUUUUA
Alligator mississippiensis (American alligator) is the source of this 8234-nucleotide messenger RNA. It is a transcript of the gene CDH13, whose product is annotated as cadherin 13. The record is from RefSeq and is a predicted model, not a curated record. Bases 119 to 2257 code for a protein of 712 amino acids. Lineage: Eukaryota; Metazoa; Chordata; Crocodylia; Alligatoridae. Gene Ontology annotation, molecular function: calcium ion binding; cadherin binding. Gene Ontology annotation, cellular component: catenin complex; plasma membrane; adherens junction. The transcript is spliced from 14 exons. Gene Ontology annotation, biological process: multicellular organism development; adherens junction organization; homophilic cell-cell adhesion.